Paramecium sonneborni is the source of this 882-nucleotide messenger RNA. NCBI's taxonomy places the organism in Eukaryota, Ciliophora, Oligohymenophorea, Peniculida, Parameciidae. The record is from the annotation of a GenBank genome assembly.
AUGAAAUAAAUCUUUUUUUUUUGUAUCUUAACUUAUCAAGCAAUAGGGUAAGUAAUAAUAGAAUCUUCAUAAAAAUGUUUAUGUGUUGAUAUUUAAGAAUAGGUAUAAUGUGAAUCAAUAAACUGUUAUUGGGAUGAAAAAUGCUUAGAAAAUAAAUGUGAAAAUAAAAAAUAAGCUAAAUGUUUUGGAGAAUGUCAAUGGUCAAAUGGAUAAUGCAUAAAUUAUAACUUUAAUUGUAAUGAUUACAGCACAUAAAAGAGUUGUGAUUAAUAAAGUACAUGUGGUUGGUCGACUUAAGAAAAAUGUUUGAAAUUUGAAAAAUGUUCAGAGUAUUUAGUAACAGAUCCAAAUUUAUGUUACUCAAAAGGUACUGAAUAAUGUGAAGCAAGUACUACUAUAAUUAAUGGUAAAUAUCAAUGUAGAGAUAAAGUAAAUGUAGAUUGUGGAAUUAUAACAUCAUAAAAUAUAUGCAACAAUUCUAAAUAAUCUAGUAAUAUAAAAUGUAGAUGGAAAUAAUCAACUGAUUAAUGUUUAGCUAUAAAUGAUAUAAAUAGUUGUGAAAAUGUAAAAGAUUGGUAAGAAAUGUGUGACACUAAUGCUUGUGUUUGGUUAAAUAAUACAUGUAAGACAAGAGAAUGUAGCAGUUUCACCAUCUAAAAAACUUGUAAAUACAUUCCAAAUUAUGCUUAAACUUAAAUAUCAAUUUGUGUUUGGACAGAAGAUAAAUGUUAGACUCUCUUAAACUCUAAUGAAUUAUCACAAGAUUAAUGCUUUCAAAAUACAAAGGGAGGUUACAUGUGGAUAAAUGAUGGAUGUGUAUCUUGCCACGCUUACUUCUUAAAUAUUAUCACAAUGCUAAUAAUAUUCAUAUUUCUAGGCUGA